Trichoplusia ni (cabbage looper) is the source of this 601-nucleotide messenger RNA. RefSeq lists its product as uncharacterized. Bases 235 to 570 code for a protein of 111 amino acids. Lineage: Eukaryota; Metazoa; Arthropoda; Insecta; Lepidoptera; Noctuidae. The record is from RefSeq and is a predicted model, not a curated record. The transcript has 3 exons.
AUGCCAGUGCCCUGUAUAGAAAAUUCAUACGGAAUAUUAGUCGAAAUAAGCAGAAGUAAAUUAACCAAUAUUAUUUUGAGCCUCAUGUGCAACCCAUCCAGAAAGGCCGCCAUUAUCAACAGACGCGACAAACACGGCCGAUAUUAAAACAAACAUGUCUUGAAUACCGAUGGUUCAUUCAGUGCCGGUAUCAGUCUAUGUGCAGUCGUACGUAAUCGUUUUAAACCGUUCACCAUGAAGUUUAUUGCUAUCUUUUGUGUUAUAGGAGUCGUUUUCGCUAACGAUGACUUAAGGGUAAUAGAUUCCAUCCAGUCAGAGCCAUCGUGUUCGUCUCGUGGAGGGAUGUGCGUCAUCGCGGAUGACUGCCCCGCCAGCUACCUGGUGGAAGACAGCGGCCUGUGUCCACUGCAACAGCGGAUGGGUGUCGAGUGCUGUUAUGGAAUAUCGAUCAAGGAGACAAGGUGCCGGAGACGAGGUGGGGAAUGUUUGCCGCGAUGCAACGUACGUCUUCGGGAUACUACAGCUACGGACUGUUCAGAAGACACUGUUUGUUGCAUAUUGGUUAAUUAAUUAUAAUGAAUAAAAUGUUUUUUUUUUCGAA